This is a messenger RNA of Caenorhabditis briggsae, 612 nucleotides long. The coding region runs from base 1 to 612 and encodes 203 amino acids. The record is from RefSeq and is a predicted model, not a curated record. NCBI's taxonomy places the organism in Eukaryota, Metazoa, Nematoda, Chromadorea, Rhabditida, Rhabditidae. The transcript has 4 exons.
AUGAGGUUGCUAAUUUUUUCCUUUGGGUUUCUUGUCGUAUUUGUUGAAAGCGAGGCUAUCAAACAAUGUCUGUGUAAACCUUACGAGAAAUGCCUGAUGAAAAAAGGUGUCGGAAGUGAACCCGUGGAUAAAUGCUUUUCGAAAUGUGAGAAAAUCUUCCCCACAUGCAGUUUUGUUUCAUGUAUGCGACAGUUCAUCCCGGACUUUAAUAAAAUCAAGCAGUGCUCCUAUUCGGCAAUGUAUGGAUUCAGAGGAUGUACAUCUCAAAAAAUGAAUGUUCUCGGUGAAAGAAGUAUGGAAGAAUUUCGGGAUAUUAUGAUAUCCACAGUUGAAGAGAAUAUUGGAGAUUUUGACGAGACCCGAGAAUUCAUGAACAAAAAAGCGGCUCGCCAAGCGGAAUGCGUCUUCGAAUGCCUUUAUCCUGGCCGUAAUUACUGUACCCGAAAACUGAAAUGCGAUGUUUAUCUGCCGCCAGAAGACGAGUUCUUCAAAAGCUUCUAUUCGUGUGCCCAAGAGAAGCAGCUCUUCAGUAAAUCUGAGCAAAUGUAUGCGUGUAUUUCCAAAUUAUUUGUGACAAGUGACAAGGAGGAACCGAAUCGACGACGAUCGUGA